ACUGAGCAUGUGUAUGUCCCGCUUAGCUGUUAGCGUUUAGAGAUGGCCGCAGACAAGCAAAACGACGCCAAAGUGUCCACCAUGGAUGAAAAUAAAGAAAAUGCACCGGACGGGGGACUUGGACUGGAAAUUUUGCAAAUAAUCAAGGAGUCCCAGCAGCAGCAUGGCCUCAGGCACGGAGACUACCAGAGAUACAGGGGUUACUGCUCCCGAAGACUGCGUCGCCUGCGAAAGACUCUUGGGUUCAAGAUGGGUAACCGACACAAGUUCAUUGGGAAGAAAAUAACUGUUGAAAUGCUUUCUGACAGCAGGUAUCUGCUGCUGGUUUUGAUGGAGGCAGAGCGUGCAUGGAGUUACGCCAUGCAGCUGAAGCAGGAGGCAAACACAGAGCCACGUAAGCGCUUCCACCUGCUGGCACGACUACGUAAGGCUGCCAAGCACAGCGAGAAGCUGGAGAAGCUCUGUGAGAGUCCCCGUGUUGAUGCCAAGACCAAACUUGAGGCGCAGGCCUACACUGCUUACCUGACUGGUACGGUUGAGUUUGAACUUCAGGAGUGGAAACUUGCCAUGGAGGCCUUCAACAAGUGCAAGACCAUCUAUGAGAAGCUGGCCAGUGCUUUCACUGAGGAGUUGGCAGUUCUGUAUCGUCAGCGUGUGGACGAGAUCUCACCCAACAUCCGCUACUGUGCUUACAACAUCGGUGACCAGAACGCCAUCAAUGACCUGAUGCAGAUGAGACUGACUGGUGGAGGAGGAGGCAUGAUGGCUGAGAAACUAGAGGCCCUGAUCACUCAGGCAAGAACCAAGCAAGCGGCCACCAUGAGUGAGGUGGAGUGGCGCGGGCGGACAGUUCCUGUCAAGAUAGACAAGGCCCGCAUCUUCCUGUUGGGUCUGGCGGACAAUGAGGCAGCUAUUGCUCAGACAGCUAAUGAGGAGACCAAAGAGCAUCUGUAUGAGACCCUGCUGGCUGAGUGCAGAGACACCAUUCAGGCUGUGAGAGAGGAACUCAAGAGUGAGGCGAAGCAGCGUGAGAGGAGCUCAGAUGCUGACAGCGGCAAGGUGUCCAACCUGCAGUUCCUGCACAGUUACCUGACCUACAUCAAGCUGUGUACAUUGGUGAAGAGAAAUGAGAGCAUGGCCCACACUCUGCAGGCUAAACUGAAGGAGCCCGAAGCUGACGAGAACAAGAGAGGGCCCCGUCCGCAGGACCUCAUCCGCCUCUACGACAUCAUCCUGCAGAGUCUGGCCGAGCUGUCCAGCCUGCAAGGCUUAGAGGAUGACCACACCUUCCAGAAGGAGGUGUCCCUCAAGAUGCUGGUUUACAAGGCCUACAGGUGUUUCUUCAUAGCUCAGUCUUAUGUGCUGGUGAAGAAGUGGAGCGAGGCGCUGGUGCUGUAUGAGAGAGUGCUCAAAUACGCCAAGGAGGUCCAGUCUAAGGCCAAGAGCCUCAACAACAGCCUUAAGGAUCUCCCUGACGUUCAGGAGCUCAUUGCUGAAGUGAAUGCUGAGAAAUACUCCCUUCAGGCUGCUGCUAUUUUAGACACUGAUGAGACGACUGAAGUUCCCUCUCAGCAGCAGGUGAAAGACAACACGCCCCUCUGCAACCGCCUGGAGACCUUCCGCCUCGACCCCACCCUGGUAGGAAAGCAGCCCAAUUUGGUCCAGUUCCCUCCCGACUUCCAGCCAAUCCCCUGCAAGCCUCUCUUCUUUGACCUUGCGCUCAAUCACGUGGCCUUCCCACCGCUGGAUGACAAGGUGGAGCAGAAGGGCAAGGGCGGUCUCACCGGCUACAUCAAGGGCAUCUUUGGCUUUGGCAGCUAAAUCAGCCCCCCCCCCCGGCGUUUGUCUCUGCAGGAGGGCCUCAAGGCUCCGAGUUUACCACAAACAACCAGACUUGGGUCGGUUGUUAAUUAGAAUAAUUUAAAUUACUUUUUUGUUUUGAGUUUUAGUGCCUAAGUGCAAGAUGGGGGGGAGUUUGCAGAUCAGAGGAAGGCAGAGUGAGUCUACUUUUCUAUAAUCUUUUCUUGAAAGAUGAAUCAAUUUCAAGUAGCAAUAUGACCCAAGUUCACCUGCCACCUUUAGUAAUAACAUCAGGCUGCGUGGGUUCCUUGCAUACAGACUCCCUCCUUAAUCUGAGCUGUGGAGGUGUCUGGGACUUUCAGGUCCUGCAGGUUACAAUGCCAUGGUCUCUCAGUACAGCCAAGUUGUCGAUCUCACAAUUCUGUCGGAGUAAAACAAGUCACUUAGGCAUCAUUAGUAGUUAUUCUUUUUUUUUUCUCCAAUGUUAUGUAAGCGCCUUCAUGUUAUUAAAUGUCUUUUUUUUCUUUAUGUGAGAGGUGUUUUCAGCUUUCUUAAAAUUCGCAAAGUGCAGUUUUGUUAUGGCAGCUACUUUGACUUAAAAACAAAGUACUGCUCAUCAAAUACUAUAAACAUCCUGUGACAU
Plectropomus leopardus (leopard coralgrouper) is the source of this 2443-nucleotide messenger RNA. It is a transcript of the gene srp68, whose product is annotated as signal recognition particle 68. Gene Ontology annotation, molecular function: 7S RNA binding; signal recognition particle binding; endoplasmic reticulum signal sequence receptor activity. NCBI's taxonomy places the organism in Eukaryota, Metazoa, Chordata, Actinopteri, Perciformes, Serranidae. Gene Ontology annotation, cellular component: signal recognition particle, endoplasmic reticulum targeting. Gene Ontology annotation, biological process: SRP-dependent cotranslational protein targeting to membrane. The record is from RefSeq and is a predicted model, not a curated record.